AUGGAUCCAGAUUCCUCCACUUUCCAGGAAGAUCAAGAAGGGGAAUCCAGCCUUUGGGAUUCACCCAUCAAGCCUAGUCAGGAUAAACCACGAACCACUUACGAACAACAGGAAGCCAGGGACUUGGAACUACGUCGUGAGCUCGAAAAUAUCCGUAAGGUCAAUGAAGCCAUAGAGGGAGUCAUCGAAAGCCUUGGAAAAGCCAAAGCCAAUAUUAAGGCCGUGAAUACCACAGUCAGUGCUGCAUCAACAUUACUCAAUACUUGGACUCGGAUUCUUUCUCAGACGGAGCAUAAUCAGCGUCUCAUACUUGAUCCAAAUUGGCAUGGCGCGACCCAGGAUAUUGCCAAUAUUGAACAAGAAGCAACUGAGAAGCAGAGAGCAGCGGCACGCCAGGAAGCUGAGGAACUAGAACGAAGAUCCGCGGCCGCUCAACGAGCCGAAGAAGAGGAAAGACGCAAGGCUGACCUGCUGGCUAAACAGUCUAAACCCACCAGGGGAAAAGGUUCAAGCAGGAUUGGCACUACAGGAAGAGGUUCGAGUUCAUCAACUUCUACUUCGUAUGUCCAAAUGGGUGGCUCAACGAACACUACGACUGGCACCAGAAGAGGGACGAGUUCAUCAAGAAGAGUCACCUCUGGUAUCGGUCGAGUAGGUGUAGGCCGUGGCGGUAGAGGUUCUGCGUGA
Molecule: messenger RNA, 687 nt
Organism: Exophiala bonariae
Lineage: Eukaryota; Fungi; Ascomycota; Eurotiomycetes; Chaetothyriales; Herpotrichiellaceae
Exons: 2
Coding region: 1-687 (228 amino acids)
Biological process (GO): mitotic cell cycle
Cellular component (GO): DASH complex; mitotic spindle
Source: RefSeq, a predicted model, not a curated record